Fulvia fulva is the source of this 2310-nucleotide messenger RNA. RefSeq lists its product as uncharacterized. Lineage: Eukaryota; Fungi; Ascomycota; Dothideomycetes; Mycosphaerellales; Mycosphaerellaceae. Bases 1 to 2310 code for a protein of 769 amino acids. The transcript has 2 exons. The record is from RefSeq and is a predicted model, not a curated record.
AUGUCGAGCAUGUUCUCGAAAGCCACGGCGGCUCUCAAGGGUCAGAGCAAUGCCAGUGCGAACAGCGAGGAUGGAGAAUCGCUCACGACAGUACUCAAGACCGAAGAUGAUCGAAGCGCUCUCACUAUCCUGAUCGCGGACUGUACCGAGGCUAUGAGGAAGGUCAUCGUGGACGCCUUUGACGCGAAAGAGACUGGCAAGAAAGCCGACUUGAUCGCCAAUGUCGAGAGUGAAGAGAGUGAGAAUGAUGCUGCUGCAGUCUUGGAGGAAGACGUCAUGGGUCAGACACAAAAGGACCAGAAAGAGGCUGCAGACCUAAAGCAGAAGCAGGAGAAAGAGCUAGCCCAACGCGAGAAAGAGUUGAGUGCCGAGAAGAUGCAGGAGCUCAACGCUGCUGCUCUCAAGCACUUCGAUGACUGGCGAUCUGCUGUGAUGCAGAGGGUGGGUGAAGUUGUGAACUCUCGUGAGGUAGCAGAUGAGCAGAAAAAGCAUGCUGCACCGAAGAAAGAGACCGGCGAUCAGGAACAGCAAAUGGCGCCUCCAAUGAAGUUCCCAGAUCUGCCCAAGUACGACGAGGGAGUGCAGCACUCCAUGUUGCAGCUGUAUCCGCCCGUACAAAACACAUUGAGGAGCUUGCCGGAAGAGAAGCGAGCUGUUAUACUGCACUCCGUCCUACUUCUCUUGCUCAGCUUGGAGAACUACCAAGCUCAUUCAAGAGUUCUGCUGCUGCAUUUGUCUACGAGCCUACAUCUCCCGAUCGAGUUCCUUGCUACGGACGAGAGUAAAGUUGCCAGAGUCCUGCUGACAGCUGCCGAGAGCAUGAAUGCAGACGAAGAGACGAAGAAGGCAGCAGAAGAAAACAAGAGCGGUCGAAAGUGGAAGGUCGGCCUAGCUACAGUAGCUGGAGCUGCCCUAAUUGGCAUCACUGGUGGUCUGGCGGCACCGCUUCUUGCUGCUGGCAUCGGAACAGUCAUGGGCGGGCUAGGCCUUGGCGCAACCGCAGCUGCUGGCUACCUUGGAACAUUGGCUGCAAGUUCUGUGCUUGUCGGAAGUCUCUUUGGCGCAUACGGUGGACGUAUGACGGGCAAGAUGAUGGAUCAGUAUGCACGGGAGGUCGAAGACUUCGCCUUCAUUCCAUUGAGAGAUCAUCACAAGCCGCGGAAGAUCGAGAAUGAAUACCGACGACUACGUAUCGCCAUCGGCAUCAGUGGCUGGCUAACCAACCAGGAUGAGGUUGUGGAGCCUUGGAAAGUGCUUGGAGCUCAACUUGAAUCAUUCGCGUUACGCUUCGAGCUCGAGAGCCUGAUGUCGCUUGGAAAUGCUAUGACUACGAUGGUCACCUCCGCUGCUUGGAGUUAUGCGAAAGUUGAGAUCAUCAAGAGGACUCUCUUUGGCGCAUUAACUGCUGGACUAUGGCCACUUGCUCUGCUCAAGGUUGGACGAGUCAUCGAUAAUCCAUUCAGUGUUGCCAACUAUCGUGCCAUCAAAGCAGGCGAGGUUCUUGCAGACGCAUUGAUCAACAAGGCUCAAGGAGAACGCCCUGUCAAUCUGGUUGGAUACAGCUUGGGUGGCAAGGUCAUCUAUUCGUGUCUGCAGAAGCUUGCCGAGCGCAAAGCAUUCGGCUUAGUCGAGUCUGCCGUGAUGAUAGGAACUCCGGCGCCUUCAACUGCCGCCGACUGGAGAAUGAUCAGGUCCGUCGUUGCUGGCCGAGUUGUCAAUGUCUACAGUACGAACGACUAUAUCCUUGGGUUCUUGUAUCGCAGUCAAAGUGUCUCACUUGGCAUUGCCGGCUUACAGGCCGUAGAGAACGUUAAGGGCGUCGAGAAUGUGGACGUCAGCGAUACUGUGAAUGGGCACACUGCAUAUCGCUUCUUGACUGGCAGAAUUCUCAAGCAGAUCGGCUUCGAAGACCUAGAUGUUGAAGGUAUGGAGGAAGAGGAAGAAGCGCUCAAACUACAAGAAGCCAAGGAUGAGAUGGAGCGUGAGCGCGCAGAGUCCGAGCAGACCGGCAGUGGAGAGAAGGAGGUAUCGGACGAGGACGUUCAAAAGCUCGAGAAACAGAUCGAGGAGAAGAAUGAGCAGAGCUACGUUGGCUGGGCGCAAGAAAGGCUCGUGGCGACGGGAACGAGCGCAUCACAGGCUCUGCAGAAAGCUAAGGCGCAAUGGUAUCAGAAGACAGCAGGCAAGCCGGCGAAUUCAGACUUGCAGAACGAUGAAGCUGCGGCCGAUGCGAAGGAAGUUGAGAUACCGCCGGCGUUGCGUGAAAGACCAAAGCAUGCGGACGUCAAGCGCAAGCCUUUACCAUCAUGA